AUGUGUGGGAUCUUUGGUUAUGUUAACUACUUGGUGGAUAAAUCAAGAGGCGAGAUUGUCGACACCUUGAUAGAAGGUUUACAGAAGUUGGAGUACAGAGGUUACGACUCCACAGGCUUAGCUGUCGACGGAGACGACGACAAGGCUUUCAUCUUCAGACAAGUUGGCAAGGUCGCCGCCUUGAGAGACCACAUCGAAAAGGAUCUGCGUCCGGAUACAGACAAAAUCUUCUCUAGCCACGUUGGUAUCGCACAUACUAGAUGGGCUACUCACGGAAACGUGACAGAAAACAACUGUCAUCCUCAUACAUCUGAUCCAAACAACGAGUUCGUCGUGGUUCACAAUGGUAUCAUCACCAACUUCAGAGACUUGAGAAUUCUGUUGAAAGGAAAGGGUUUCAAGUUUCAAACCGACACUGAUACUGAAUGCAUUGCUAUGCUAUUCAAACAUAUUUAUGAUACAAACCUGAAAAAUGGCCAUGAAGUUGACUUUAAUGAACUGAUGAAACAGGUCCUCUACGAGCUUCAAGGUUCUUAUGGUCUAUUGGUCAGAUCUUCACACUACCCUGGUGAGAUCGUUGCCACUCGUAAGGGUUCUCCUUUGCUUGUAGGUGUUAAAACCGAGAGAAAGAUGAAGGUCGAUUUUGUGGAUGUUGAGUUCAAUGAUGACCCAGAGAGUCAAUUUGCCUCUCCUAACUCUUUAAGAUUUCCUUCUGACAAAACUGCCAAACCCUCAAACAGCAGUAAAUUCCACAAAUCGCAGUCAAGAGCUUUUCUUUCAGAGGAUGGUAUUCCGAUGCCAAUGGAGUUCUUCCUUUCUUCAGACCCAUCCUCCGUUAUUGAGCACACCAAGAAGGUUCUAUUUUUAGAAGAUGAUGAUAUUGUUCACAUCUACAACGGUGAAUUGCACAUUCAUCGUGCCACAAAAGAAAAGGGUAUUCCGGCCACGAGAUCCAUUUUGACUUUAGAAAUGGAGUUGGCUGAGAUUAUGAAGGGUCCUUACAAGCAUUUCAUGCAGAAAGAGAUCUUCGAACAACCUGACUCUACUUUCAACACCAUGAGAGGUAGAAUCGACUUCAACGAAAACGUGGUUCGUUUAGGAGGUUUGAAAGACUGGCUACCUACUAUCAAGAGAGCUAGUCGUUUUCUAAUGAUUGCCUGCGGUACCUCAUACCACUCAUGUCUCGCAACCAGACCAUUAUUCGAAGAACUAGCUGGAGUGCCUGUCUCUUUGGAAGUUGCUUCUGAUUUCCUGGACAGAUCAUCUCCAGUUUCGAAGAAUGACGUUUGCUUUUUCGUCUCUCAAUCUGGUGAAACUGCUGACUCAAUGCUUGCCCUCCAAUACUGUAUCGAACAGGGUGCUACUACUGUUGGUAUUGUAAAUUCUGUUGGUUCUUCCAUUUCUCGUCAAACUGAUUGCGGUGUCCACGUCAACGCUGGUCCUGAGAUCGGAGUUGCCUCCACCAAGGCUUAUACCUCCCAGUACAUCGCCUUGGUCAUGGUUGCCCUGUCCUUGGCCAGUGAUUCCAUCGCUUUGCGCAAUCGUUGUAUUUCAAUUAUUCAAGGACUGAAAAGAAUACCCGAACAAAUAAAGAGAUCCCUUGAACUUGAGGACCAGAUCAAAGACAUAUGUGACAAGCACUUGAAUGGCCAGAAGAAUGCCUUAUUGUUAGGUAGGGGUUACCAAUUUGCCACCGCUUUGGAGGGCUCUUUGAAAAUCAAGGAAAUCUCCUACAUUCAUUCUGAGGGUGUUGCUGCAGGUGAGCUAAAGCAUGGUGUUCUUGCCCUUGUGGAUAAAGAUCUUCCUAUUAUCGCAAUAGCAACCAAAGAUUCACUGCUUCCAAAGGUGCAGUCUGCUAUCUCACAGGUUACUGCCAGAGAAGGUCGUCCUAUAAUUAUCGUCAAUGAGGGACAAAAACUUCAAACUAACAAGAAAGAAUUGGCCUUUAUUGAGGUACCCGAGAACGUUGAUUGUCUGCAAGGUUUAAUUAAUGUCAUACCAUUGCAGUUAAUGAGUUACUGGUUAGCAGUCAACCAGGGGAUUGAUGUUGACUUUCCUAGAAACUUGGCUAAAUCUGUCACUGUUGAGUGA
This is a messenger RNA of Komagataella phaffii GS115, 2091 nucleotides long. RefSeq names its product Glutamine-fructose-6-phosphate amidotransferase. Bases 1 to 2091 code for a protein of 696 amino acids. The record is from RefSeq and is a predicted model, not a curated record. Gene Ontology annotation, molecular function: carbohydrate derivative binding; L-glutamine:D-fructose-6-phosphate transaminase (isomerizing) activity. NCBI's taxonomy places the organism in Eukaryota, Fungi, Ascomycota, Pichiomycetes, Pichiales, Pichiaceae. Gene Ontology annotation, biological process: protein N-linked glycosylation; fructose 6-phosphate metabolic process; UDP-N-acetylglucosamine metabolic process. The transcript has a single exon.